CAUGUCCACCAACAUGUCCACCAACAUGUCCACCAUCAUGUCCACCAACAUGUCCACCAUCAUGUCCACCAUCAUGUCCACCAUCAUGUUCACCAUCGUGUCCACUAUCAUGUCCACCAUCAUGUUCACCAUCGUGUCCACUAUCAUGUCCACCAUCAUGUCCACCAUCAUGUUCACCAUCAUGUCCACCUUCAUAUCCACCAUCAUGUCCACCAUCAUGUCCACCAUCAUGUCCACCAUCGUGUCCACCAUCAUGUCCACCAUCAUGUCCACCAUCAUGUCCACCAUCAUGUCCACCAUCAUGUCCACCAUCGUGUCCACCAACAUGUCCACCAUCAUGUCCACCAACAUGUCCACCAUCAUGUCCACCAACAUGUCCACCAUCAUGUCCACCAUCAUGUUUACCAUCAUGUCCACCAUCAUGUCCACCAACAUGUCCACCAUCAUGUCCACCAUCAUGUCCACCAUCAUGUUUACCAUCAUGUCCACCAUCGUGUCCACCAACAUGUCCACCAUCAUGUCCACCAACAUGUCCACCAUCGUGUCCACCAUCAUGUCCACCAUCAUGUCCACCAACAUGUCCACCAUCAUGUCCACCAUCAUGUUUACCAUCAUGUCCACCAUCAUGUCCACCAACAUGUCCACCAUCAUGUCCACCAACAUGUCCACCAUCGUGUCCACCAUCAUGUCCACCAACAUGUCCACCAACAUGUCCACCAUCAUGUCCACCAUCAUGUCCACCAACAUGUCCACCAUCAUGUCCACCAUCAUGUCCACCAACAUGUCCACCAACAUGUCCACCAUCGUGUCCACCAUCAUGUCCACCAACAUGUCCACCAUCAUGUCCACCAUCAUGUCCACCAACAUGUCCACCAUCAUGUCCACCAUCAUGUCCACCAUCAUGUCCACCAACAUGUCCACCAUCAUGUCCACCAACAUGUCCACCAUCAUGUCCACCAUCGUGUCCACCAUCAUGUCCACCAACAUGUCCACCAACAUGUACACCAACAUGUCCACCAUCAUGUCCACCAUCAUGUCCACCAACAUGUCCACCAUCAUGUCCACCAUCAUGUCCACCAACAUGUCCACCAACAUGUCCACCAUCAUGUCCACCAUCAUGUCCACCAUCAUGUCCACCAACAUGUCCACCAACAUGUCCACCAUCAUGUCCUCCAUCAUGUCCACCAUCGUGUCCAC
Pecten maximus is the source of this 1197-nucleotide messenger RNA. Its product is annotated as histidine-rich glycoprotein-like. The annotation marks the transcript as partial. Lineage: Eukaryota; Metazoa; Mollusca; Bivalvia; Pectinida; Pectinidae. The transcript has a single exon. The record is from RefSeq and is a predicted model, not a curated record.